AUGUCCCAGCAGAGGACUGCGAGUGUGGGGGUGCUGGUGUUGCUGCUCCUGGGGGUGGUGCUGGUAGAGGAUGUGGAGAGCUGCAGCUGCCAGCCUGCUCAUCCACAACAGCUCUUCUGCAGCGCCGAGAUUGUGAUCCGGGCGAAGAUCUCCGGCGAGAAGAUAGUGUCCCCUAGCAACAGCUCUUCUCCGUACAUGAAGAUGAUCCAGUACGAGAUCAAGAUGAUAAAGAUGUUCAAAGGGUUCCAAAAGGCCAAAGACAUCCAGUACGUGUACACGCCUGUGUUCUCCUCGCUCUGCGGCGUCAAACUGGACUCCAACAACAAGGCGGGAUACCUGCUCUCAGGAAGCAUGUGGAGCGAUGGCAGGAUCUCCAUCGGUCAGUGUGACCUGGUGGAGUCCUGGGACAACCUGUCCCUGUCCCAGAAGAAGAAUCUGAACUACAGAUACCAGAUGGGUUGCGAGUGCAGGAUCUACACAUGCUACAGUGUACCCUGUGCCUCAGCCGGGCAGCACGAGUGUCUGUGGACAGACUGGCUCCUGGACAAUAGUCUGAACGGGGAACAGGCACGGCAGUACGCCUGUAUCCGCCGCUCAGACUCCAGCUGCAGCUGGUACCGAGGAGGACCCCCCCCAGAGAAGGACUUCCAGGACUUUACUGACCCCUGA
Molecule: messenger RNA, 669 nt
Organism: Knipowitschia caucasica
Lineage: Eukaryota; Metazoa; Chordata; Actinopteri; Gobiiformes; Gobiidae
Source: the annotation of a GenBank genome assembly